Vitis vinifera (wine grape) is the source of this 890-nucleotide messenger RNA. RefSeq names its product iron-sulfur assembly protein IscA-like 2, mitochondrial. Gene Ontology annotation, molecular function: 4 iron, 4 sulfur cluster binding; 2 iron, 2 sulfur cluster binding; iron ion binding. Gene Ontology annotation, biological process: iron-sulfur cluster assembly. The record is from RefSeq and is a predicted model, not a curated record. Bases 100 to 624 code for a protein of 174 amino acids. Gene Ontology annotation, cellular component: mitochondrion. NCBI's taxonomy places the organism in Eukaryota, Viridiplantae, Streptophyta, Magnoliopsida, Vitales, Vitaceae. The transcript is spliced from 5 exons.
AUACGAAAGCUUGAUGUUCUAAAUUUUUAUCAUUGGUUCAACAGUUUGGAAGAAGCAAAGGAAGGAGGCAGAGGCGAAAGGCGGAAAGAGAGAGAAGGCAUGUCAAGAUCGGUGCUUCGGCGUCUGCAUACAUUCAUCGCUGCUCGUAUUCGGCAAAAUCAAGCCCUACUUCUCACCACUUCUGCUCUUCACCACUCUCCAUCUCCUUCUCAAUCACCAUCUCUCGAUGCCAUUCAAAUGACCGACAAUUGCGUCCAAAGAAUUAAGGAACUGCAAACCAAUGAAGCUUCCAUGAAGGAUAAAAUGCUUCGCUUGAGUGUCGAGACUGGUGGGUGCUCUGGGUUUCAAUAUGUCUUUUUACUGGAUGAUAAAACUAAUUCAGAUGACAGAAUUUUUGAAAGGGAUGGAGUGAAAUUGGUGGUCGAUAAAAUUUCGUAUGAUUUUGUAAAAGGUGCAACUGUUGAUUAUGUUGAGGAACUGAUCCGUUCUGCUUUCCUGAAAAGCCCUCUGAAACGUCUCCAGCUUCUUUCUAAAAGACAUCUGGACUGUGAAAAAGUGGUGAGCACAAACCCGAGCGCAGUGGGUGGAUGCAGUUGUAAAAGUUCUUUCAUGGUGAAAGAAUAGUCCUAGAAGUGAUGUCAAGACCUUUUUAACCUCUAUACUCUCAACAUGGCUAAGUCAUUCAAGUUUUGCUUCAAUUGAUCAUUGCAUCUAUAUUUCUUUGUCCUUAUUAAAUUUAAAUUUCAUGAUUACCAUAUGUAAGCCUAUUUAUGUAAACAUGAGGCAUGUGCCAGCUUGUAUGUGACUGAAUAACCAGAGUUUUCUCUCUGAUGUAUUUCUUCAAAUUGAGGGUUCAACAUCUAGCCAUCUCUAUUGAUGGGCUAGCAAUA